GAGCACAGGGGGCAUGGAGUGCUGGGGACACAAGGCAUGUUCAUGGGGCUCGGAAACAUGGCGGCGCACGACCCAUCGACACGCGUCAGCGUCCAGGAGAGGGUCUCCGUGCGGCGGCAACGCGCCACGUCGCCGGGGCGGGGCCGAGGGCGGCUCCCGGUGAGUCACGGCGCUGCCUCUCGCCCCUCCCCGCGCCGCCUCAUAAAUCGCCGCGGAGCCGAGCGCCGCCGCCCGUGUCUGAGGCACGGACUCUCCGUAUGUACCGGAGCGGUGGGCGGACAGCCUUGGGGGGCACCAGCCACGACUUGAGUGACCCCGGGAGGAGGAUGCUGGGGGAGCCCCUGGGAAGCCCUGCCAGGAUCCUUCUGCUCUGCUGGGGCCUGGCUGCUUGCUGCACAGGUGCCAUGGCCUUGCAGCCGCCCAGCAUCACCACCCUGCAGAUGCCAGCAGAGCUUCCUCACCCAGGGGAGAGUGUGACUGUGUCAUGUGAAGCGUUGAGUGAGCUUCCAGAGUCGACACUGCUCUACUGGCUGGAGAACGGCUUCUUCGUGGAGAGCCUGCACCCGGACGGGGCUGUGCGUGAGGGGACAGUGCAAGAGGAGCUGCAGGGCUCAGGAUGGGCCCUGCACCGUGACCUGCACUUCAGCUCUUUCAACAGCCAGCACCUGCACACCAAUUUCACCUGCGUGGUGCUCAGUCCCCUCGGUGUCGACACCAGGGAGGUGCGAUGGCCGUCCCAAGCACUGGCCCCUGUCACUGGGAAGAGUGGGGGCCUGGGCUGAGGGAGCAACUCCCAUGCUGGGUGAGCACCCUGCAGUGCAGCUCCCUGCUCUGACAGCUGCACACUACUGCAUGCACAUGUGAUACCUCCAGGGAGGCCCGUCUCUCUGACCUGCUUUGGGGACUGCAUGGCCCCACAUGUGCUGGCCCCACUGUGAGUGGGGCUCCUGGUGCCCCAAGCUAAGUCAGGAGCACUGCCUGGGUUGGAACCAGCUCUGCCCAUAGCUGGCUCUGGGACCCCAGGGUUUAUUAAAGUACGUCAAGGCUGCCCAGUGUCACCUGCAUCCUGGGGGUGGUGCUGCCCAGGGGUGUAGAGGGCACCUGUGGGAUGAGGAGGGAGGGAGAGGAGGUAGCCCUGGUGCCUGUGAAGGGCAGGAUCCAUUCCUCACCCCCUCCCUGCCUGGUGAAGGGCUAGAGAGCCACAGUCAGUCCCAGUUCUGCCCAGGGAAUACCUGGCACAGUGGCUGUGCCCUGCCCUGGAGGAGAGGGUGGGUGGAGAAGCCCUGGGUUGCAGGCACUGUGGAAGAUGGGACCAUCACAUCCCUCUCUGCACCUGGGGGGGUUGGGGCUGUUCCUCAGCAUGGCAUUGCUGAGUCCCAUCUGCUGCUCCAUGGGGCAGCCCCCGUAACCAUCCUGUGCUGGCAGGGCCCCUGCUCUUAUGUCCCAGCCCCCUUCUUGCUCCCUCAAGUGCUUGUGGGGACUGCGACCCCCCUGGGCUGUGGGACUGGCUGGGGAACAGAUUCUGAGCCUCUUGA
This is a messenger RNA of Pyrgilauda ruficollis (rufous-necked snowfinch), 1535 nucleotides long. It is a transcript of the gene IL18BP, whose product is annotated as interleukin 18 binding protein. The transcript has 5 exons. Gene Ontology annotation, molecular function: interleukin-18 binding. Bases 258 to 782 code for a protein of 174 amino acids. The record is from RefSeq and is a predicted model, not a curated record. NCBI's taxonomy places the organism in Eukaryota, Metazoa, Chordata, Aves, Passeriformes, Passeridae.